Messenger RNA from Varanus komodoensis (Komodo dragon), 1615 nucleotides. RefSeq names its product coenzyme Q3, methyltransferase (gene COQ3). The record is from RefSeq and is a predicted model, not a curated record. Gene Ontology annotation, biological process: ubiquinone biosynthetic process. Bases 79 to 1140 code for a protein of 353 amino acids. The transcript is spliced from 7 exons. NCBI's taxonomy places the organism in Eukaryota, Metazoa, Chordata, Lepidosauria, Squamata, Varanidae. Gene Ontology annotation, molecular function: 2-methoxy-6-polyprenyl-1,4-benzoquinol methyltransferase activity.
GGAGGCGGAGCCGCACCGCGGAGAGCUUGCCUAGUUGCCUGCCGCUCUGGGCCGCACGGCGAGGAGGCCGAAGGGGCCAUGAGGGGCUGCGGACGGAGCUGGCUGUGGGGGGCAAGGCGGCUGGGGGUCCCCUGCGGCGGUGUGGUGCGAAGCGGGUCGGUUUGCCGCGGCGCGCAUAGUCUGCGGGCGCUUCCCGGCAAUCACUGUGAUCAGCAUCCUCAAAUGACCCUGGAGCCUUUCCUUAACAAAUGUAAAAUCCAAUUAAAAUGUAGUUCAUUUAUCAGUUUGCCUGAAGGAAAGAAGAAAAUGUCACUCCCAGGACAACCAUACAGUACUUGGCAAACAACAGUGGACCCAAAAGAAAUAAGAAAAUUCCAAGUAUUGGCACAAAAAUGGUGGGAUGAGGAUGGACAAUAUGCAGCCCUUCAUUCUAUGAAUGAAAUUAGAGUGCCUUUUAUUAGGGAUACGGUUUUAAAUUUACAAAAUGACCAUCGGCUAGGAAGCCCUCUCUCUGGGGUGAAGAUCCUGGAUGUUGGCUGUGGUGGUGGAUUACUUGCUGAGCCCCUAGGUAGACUGGGUGCAUCAGUUACUGGAAUUGAUCCUCUGGAGGACAACAUUAGUACAGCAGAAUUACACAAGUCGUUUGACCCAGUGCUGGCUAAGAGAAUACAGUACAGAACCUGUACAAUAGAGGAUAUGGUGGAAGAGGCAUCAGAAACAUUUGAUGUCAUUGUGGCUUCGGAAGUAGUGGAACAUGUGGCUGAUGUGGAAAUGUUUAUCAGGUGCUGUAAUGAAGUUUUAAAACCUGAAGGAUCUCUGUUUAUCACUACAAUCAACAAAUCGCAGCUGUCCUAUUUUUUGGGCAUUUUGAUUGCUGAGAGAGUACUGCACAUUGUUCCAGCAGGCACCCACAACUGGGAAAAGUUCAUAGCACCCGAGGAGUUGGAGCGGCUCCUAGAACCAAAUGGUUUUUUAGUGAAGACAGUGAAAGGAAUGUUAUACAAUCCCUUCUUUGGAUCCUGGAACUGGAUUGGAAGCACUAGCAUUAACUAUGCACUCCAUGCUGUGAAAUCAAGUAUUCAAGAACAGUUAGAUCCAAAGGAAGCAUCUGUAGAUGUGGACAAAGAACAGCCCCAGUGAGAUGCUAGCAUCAAAACGUCCAGUUAAGACACCAUGGGUAAAGUGGUGGAAUGCAGUUGGAGGAAGACUUGCAUAAAUGGCUGUAAUAAACCAAUAAGGAGAAAACAGCCUCAUGUUCACAGCGCUGGCUGUUAAAAUGACUUUGCCAGUCUCAGUCUUAUGAUAGAAGGAAGUUUAUCCUUCACACUUUCAGAUGUGCGAAGCUCCUGGAGAUGCAUUAUCUUGAAAAAGAAAUGAAUUGUUUAUCUAAAGAUUAGGUGUUCUAUGCAAGUUACUGGGAAAGGACUGUUUAUUCAUGAAAUAGUUCUUAAAAUGCAUGUCUGUAAGAUUCCAAAGGAAAAAUGUUUUCGUAGGCUUUAAAAUCACUGGAGUUAAAAAUGUAAGGUUGUAUUUCUAAAGUAGCUGAAUUGCUUUUAUUAUUUGAAUUCAGCUUCUUGUCUAUUUUUAAACAUUAAAAAACACACACCUCUGCUUA